Boeremia exigua is the source of this 4353-nucleotide messenger RNA. Its product is annotated as RAVE protein 1 C terminal-domain-containing protein. Gene Ontology annotation, biological process: vacuolar acidification. Bases 134 to 4309 code for a protein of 1391 amino acids. The transcript is spliced from 5 exons. The record is from RefSeq and is a predicted model, not a curated record. Gene Ontology annotation, molecular function: protein binding. Gene Ontology annotation, cellular component: RAVE complex. NCBI's taxonomy places the organism in Eukaryota, Fungi, Ascomycota, Dothideomycetes, Pleosporales, Didymellaceae.
CCUGUCGCUGUGCAUCAACAAGCUCAAGACCAAACACGACGCGCAACGUCACCUGACCUCCACAACUCUUUUCUGGCUGCCUGAAGCCAUACGAGACGAUGCGGCACCGGUAGCGACACGCCAAAGAAACUCGAUGCGCGGCAUACUUCCUGGACGGCCGCAGGCUAAGCUGCAAGCUGUCGCCCACGGCUUGUGGGAGGGGGUCCAAAUCAUUGCAUACAUUUCUGGCAAUUCCCUUAUAAUCCUCGACCGCCCCGAUCACGUUAUACAGACCAUCUACAUCGACGAGGAAGAUGAGCUCGAAGCUGUCGCGGUCGACGAAGGGACUGGCAAGCUUGCUGCGUGCUCGACGCGCAACAUUUACAUAUAUCAGCCAUACAGCGUUGAGUAUGGCGUCUACAAGUGGUCGCUGCAGGGCAGCAUGACUCUUCCGGACCCAGACGACUCGAUAACGACACUCUCAUGGGGGAUGCCAGACGAGCUGCUCGCUGGUAGCGGAGCGCUCACCCUCUUCAACACACACGGCACAAUUGAGCGGAUCUGGACGAAGCAGCUUGCCAAUACCGUCAAGUUUGCCCAUUUCUCCCCAGACGCUGAAUUGAUUGCAUCGACAGGCAGAUACGACCGGCUGCUGAAGAUCUGGCGACGACUCGCAUUCGGUUCGGCAGACGAGCGGUUUGACCACUACUACCUUCCACAUCCUCAGGCCAUCACGGGCAUACAUUGGCGGCAUCCUCACAAGGACCAGACAACCGACAACGUACUGUACACAAUAUGCGCAGACUACAAGGUGAGGGUAUGGGUGCCUGGGGAGCACCAUGGAGUCGAUGGUAUGCAUUUGUGGACAGAAGUGGAUUUACUGGGCUCGAUCGAAGCAGGGCUGGUAUCGCAGGACAAGCAGUCGCAGAAGCGAUUUGCGUUCUUCAUUGACGGGAAGCACUUCACACACGCGACGGAGAGAGCGAUGGCACAGGCCUCGGCUGAGGAGAAGAGUCAUGGCGUAGCCCUGCACCAUUUGAUCGAAGUCGCCAACCGGAGUCCGGAGAUCUGUGUCGUGCUUGACGACCAUGGAAACAUGUCAGCAUGGGGCUUUGAAAAUGUUGGUGCCAGGGUCAAGAAGGUCACCGACGUAUUCAACAUUGCGCAUGUUGACGGCUUACAUCUGCACUUUGCCAACCAGCCGAAAGCUCUCGAAGACAACGUCCAAUUCUAUGCAUUUAUCGGCGACGCGCCCAACUCUGACUUCACAUUGCUAUCACACCACUUCGAUGGCCGGAUAGAGUGGCUCGAGUCGCGAAUCGAUUACCUCUUCGAUCCGUCCCCGCAGACCCAGCGCAUACAACGGAAAGCCAUCUGGACCGGGCACUCACAUGCCAUAAAGAAGGUCAACCGUACGGCAAGCGGGCGAGCCUUGGUCUCACGAACAGUCACCGACGAGUGCAUAGUAUGGACCCAGAGGCCGGCUGAGCACGCAACAACUCUACACCGACACAGUACCGUCAAGGUCAGCGAGCAUAUUCACAGAACGGCACUACUGCAAGACGGCAACUUCUUGGUCUUCCUGCAUCACAAUCACAUUGCUUUAUGGGACACACGGGGCCCUCUAGCAGUGGAAGUCAUGAGGCUCGAGUACAAAUUGCAGGGCAAGCCUCUGUGUCUACUCGCUAUUCCUGAAACUGAAGUUGGUGGCCGCUAUGUCCAUAUCGCGACGAUCAGCUCCGAAAUGAAAGGCAUUUGCUGGGAAGUCACCAUGCCUUUACUCGCUCAUGAUCCUGCCACUGGUCGCAAGCGCUCGAGCGUUGUACCUCACACUAAUGGCUACACCAAUGGACACACUGAUGUCUCUUUUGAGCAAUACAGCACGUUUGACCUGGGCUCGGAGAAGGACCUUGCAUUUGUACUGCCAGUCGACCCUGCCGGUUCAGCGCCAGUCAUUUCAGGCUUCCUCGAUACGUUUGCACGAGACAUCGCAAUAUCCUACAGCAAGUCUGGAGUUAUCAAGUCAUGGACGGCUCGUGUUGAUCCCGAAGCGCGCAAGAUCGACUGGCUUCUUACCUCGACCGUCGAGACCAACAUGCAGAACCCAUCGUUGGCGAGUGGCACAUCGAUUCGGAAGGCAGCACUCGUAGACGCCGAGAAGACGACAUUGACGAUCUGGAACACCAGGAGUGCGCAGCUUGAGUACGAAGAGACUUUCACCGGACAAGGCGUUAUCCAAGAUCUUGAUUGGUCGUCUACUCCGGACAAUCAGUCAAUUCUAGCUGUUGGUUUCCCACACCGGGUGGUCAUCUACGCGCAGCUGCGUUAUGACUACCUCAACGCAGGUCCAUCGUGGGUCCAGAUUCGCGACGUGCGCAUUCGCGAUAUUACACCCCAUCCUAUCGGUGACUCGGUGUGGUUAGGCAGUGGCAACCUUGUCAUUGGAGCCGGAAACCAGCUUUUCAUCCAGGACGAACACGUCAGGGUGGACGAGGGGCUGUUCCCCAGUCUGAGGAUGAUCUCCCGCAAGACUGCUUCGAUUGACAUUUUCACGGCAGUCAGCAGACUCAAUGGUACACUCCCCGCGUACCAUCCUCAGCUGUUGUCGCAGUGUGUGCUGUCUGGAAAGGUCAUGCUUGUUCAGCAGAUCUUGUUGCGUCUCUACCAGAAGCUGAAGUUUUGGACAGAGGGCGAGGAGUUUGACAGCUCUCUUGGCUUUUCAGCGGAGGACUUCUCUGAAGAUGAGACAAACAUGACCGCUUCGAGGAAGGAGAUGCGGUCCUCUUACAACGAUUUCUCUGACAACGAGGACCCAGAGACCGUGACGGAGGAGGUAGCUGCCAACCUCAAAGACCUCCUAACGACCAAGCAAAUGCCUCUCUUGUCGAGCCGCGAACAGUUCCGUCUUGCAGAUAUCAUAGAAUGUAUAGGCAUGGUUGAGAAGCAUAGGCGAUCUAUCGAUGACAACGCGGGUCGCUUCAUGCUUUUCUUCCGGCAACACGUCCUGAGCGAUGCACAGAAGGAGCCUCUCUCAUGGCGUGAGACAGUGUGGGCUUUCCACUCGGGAAGUCAGGACAUCUUGCUUGACCUUGUGAGCAGACAUUUCAACGGCAAGAUGAUGUGGCAGCAUGCGCGGCAGUGUGGCGUGUUCAUGUGGAUGUCUGACAUCAAUGCACUGCGCGCACAAUUCGAGGUCAUUGCCCGCAACGAGUACACGAAAACUGACGAGAAGAACCCGGUCGAUUGCUCGCUAUACUAUCUUGCUCUGCACAAGAAGGCCGUCUUGGUCAGUCUGUGGCGCAUCGCGACAUGGUCCCGAGAACAAGGUGCAACCCAUCGACUGCUAUCUAAUAAUUUCCAAGAAGAGCGAUGGAAGACUGCCGCCUUGAAGAAUGCGUACGCCCUGAUGGGAAGAAGAAGAUUCGAGUACGCGGCAGCUUUCUUCCUGCUUGCCGACCAUCUCCAAGAUGCAGUCCAAGUGCUCUAUAACCAACUCGGCGAUACCCAGCUCGCCAUCGCCGUAGCCCGCGUCUACGGCGGCGACGACCACCCCGUCCUCCUCAACUUCCUACGAGACAAAAUCCUCCCCGAAGCCGCCCGCGACGGCAACCGCUGGCUCGCAACCUGGGCCUACUGGCUCCUCGGACGUCGCGACACCGCCGUCCGCUCCCUCGUAACCCCGCUCUCGCGCCUCCUCUCGCCCCCGCAAACCCCAAACUUCCACUCCAAAUCCUACCUCACCGACGACCCCGCCCUCGUCGUCCUCUACAAGCAACUGCGCGAGAAAUCCCUCCAGACCCUGCGCGGCGCCACCAUGAUCGGCAUGCGCGAGGAGUGGGACUUUGUGCUGCACACCGCCGCGCUGUACACGCGCAUGGGCUGCGACGUGCUCGCGCUCGACCUCGUGCGCAAGUGGGAGUUCCUGCUUACGCCGCCGCCGCGCACGGUGCCCGGGCGUCCGCCGCUGAGUCCGCUCUUGCCCCGCGACAGUUUUCGCGCCAAUGGGCCGCAUCAGGCUGCGGCGGAUUUCGACUUUGAUCCCAGGAAGUUGCUGCGCAGGAGGAGUAGCUUGGUGGUUGCGGAUUUGCCGGCCAGGGAGCAUGUUAGGAACGAGUUGGCGCAGAAUGAGGGUGGUGUUGCUGAGGAGGGUAGUGAUGCUGAAGAGGAGGACGAGGAUGGAGAUGAGGAAGCCGGGAGCGACGAAGAGGACGAGGAAAGCGAGGAAAGCGAGGAAGAGGAGGAGCCGGCCAAGCCUGCGCCCAAGAAGCCACCGCCGACACAGUUCCAGGAGCCGGAUGCGAAUAGUCUGCUGGAUGCAUUUGGGUUCUAGGUUGGUGUAUGUCAAGAGCUAAUGAACCACCCUCCGUCUUCUAG